AUGGCGCAAGAACCUUCCCUCAAGAUCAAUUUCUUCAAUGAAAGAGUGAUCUCUGUAUCAUUUCUUGACGUUACAGAUACCCCGUUAGUACCUGGGGUUGUCAAUUUCUCCAAUGUCUUUCUUCGUGAUGCCUCAACCUCCUUGGAUUCAAUCAAUCCUAUUUCUAAACAAAAACUCUUCUCAACUGGUCAAAUUUCCCGGGGUAUCAGGGCUAUUCAAGCGCCUCAAAUCAUAUCUGUCUCAGCCACCGACGGCGUUAGCGAAUGGGCGAUGGAAGUCAAUUGGUCCGAUGGGAAUGUAUCCAUUUAUAAAGAAUCAUUUCUCAAAAAAUAUUCCUCGCCAGAAACCAGAAUCCAUGGUAGGUACUUUGAAGAAAAUUGGCAACUAUGGGACAACAGUAUCAUCACUAAAGCUGAAAACCACCUUUUCAUUGAUUUCGAUAAAUAUAUGGAAGACGAACCAUCAUUGCUUCAGGCAAUGAAAAAUUUAAAUAAAUAUGGUCUCACGUUUAUUAAGAACAUCCCAAAACAGUUGGAUUCAGAAGGAAAACCCAAGCUUGUCAAUGAUGAAUGGUUUGUUGAAUCGAUUGCCCAAAGAAUCGGUUACAUCAGAGAAACUUUCUAUGGGCGCCUAUUUGAUGUCCAAUCUAAAAAAGACGCUAAAAAUAUUGCUUACACUAACGGUUAUCUUGGGCUUCAUAUGGAUCUCAUGUAUUAUGAAUCGCCUCCUCAAUUGCAACUUUUGCAUUCCAUCACUAACCGCGUUGAGGGAGGUGGCUCUUUCUUUGCCGAUAGUUAUGCUGCUGUGAAUGAAGUACUGGAAACAGAUACUCAAGCCUACACCGCAAUGACUGAGAUUCCAGUUAACUUCCAUUAUGAUAACGCUGGUGAGAAUUAUUGGUACUCUAGACCGAUGGUUGUUGAGGACCCUGACCAAAUUGAUCCAAGAACCGACCAUCAAUUGAUCCGUCAUGUUAAUUAUUCUCCACCAUUCCAAGCCCCGUUCGAUAUUGGUAUUACUUCACCUUUGAAGAAGAUUGGAGAAUUUGAAAACUUGAGUCAACUAGACAUUGGGUAUCGCCAUAGCGCUGCUGCCAGUGGCAAGCGUCAUGUUUUUAGAGAGUUUCAUCGUGGAUUGCAAGCAUUUGAAAAAUUCAUCAAUAAUGAGCUGAACCAGUACAAGUUGAAGUUAGAGGAAGGGGUUUGCGUUAUCUUUGAUAAUAGAAGAGUUUUGCAUGCCCGAGAAGGGUUCAAUUCAAAAGACAAUUGCCAAGAGGAGAUUGAAUAUGAACGGUGGUUCAAGGGCGCUUACAUUGACACUGACGCUUAUUAUUCAAAGAUGAGGGUAUUGUUUCGCAGGUAUGGUGUUGAUAAAGAAAACUACUUGUAUUGA
Messenger RNA from Saccharomycopsis crataegensis, 1392 nucleotides. It is a transcript of the gene AIM17, whose product is annotated as Aim17p. Gene Ontology annotation, molecular function: oxidoreductase activity. Gene Ontology annotation, biological process: carnitine biosynthetic process. The transcript has a single exon. Gene Ontology annotation, cellular component: mitochondrion. The record is from RefSeq and is a predicted model, not a curated record. Bases 1 to 1392 code for a protein of 463 amino acids. Lineage: Eukaryota; Fungi; Ascomycota; Saccharomycetes; Ascoideales; Saccharomycopsidaceae.